AUGACCCUGGUGAACGUAUUUCUGGGUUGGACGCGUGUGGAGGCCUCCGUCUACCUAGCCCUGGCCGUGGCGCUGGCAUGGCAAACCUUGCGAUGGAGCCCCAAUUUGGUCAGCUGGGUGAAUUACCUCAAGACGGGCGUUUCUGUCACGGUGGUAUGGUGCUCCGGCGUCCUUAUGCUGCUGGUGUUUCAUCCCGGGGUCGACAGCCAUGAUAAACCCAAGAUGGGCGAAUGGUCCCGCGCCAUGACAGACCUCAUGCUGGCUGGCCUGGCGCCCGCCUUCGGCGUGGGGGCGCUCAUUUCGUGGGCCACCCUUCGCCGCAACACGGCAGCUGCACUGAGAGGCCUCGAGAACCCUAAGAAGCUGCCGUUGAUCGAAGCUUUCACGAGCAUUGAUGAACCACGUGACGUCGAAAUUGCUUCAAGGUACUGUCGCAUGUGGAAGGAGCCAUGCGUCCUGGACCCGGAUGCCGUCAAUAAGGCGCACAUGUUGAUAAAGGCCGGCUUGGAGAUGUUUCCCACAAGCGCCUACAUGGUGCUGCUGCAUGCCAAUUUCAUGAUUGACGUCCUGGGGGUCAGCCAGAGUGGCAGCCGCCGCAUCGAGGAGGCGCGCAAGCUCAAUCCAAGCCUCAUGUGCCGUUUCAUUAUGUUUGUACGGCAGCAGCAAGCAACGCAACACGCGGCUGGCAGCAGUGUGAGCGCGACUAUGGACCUACUCGGCUACGUGGAGUACCAGCGGAAGCAGCGCAUGGUGGUGCGGCUUCACCGUGAGGCGCUGCAGGCCAUGUGUAACUUCUGGAAAGCCUUGGAUGCUUCUUCCGUGUCUUUCACGCAUCUCAGCAAGUCCCUGGCCAAGAUCGAAACGUCCGUCUCUCAGGCAGGUCACUUGUCCCUCCCAUCCCCUCUAAACGCAUGGGCGCUGCGUGUCCAGCAUGCACGCACAGCUCAGAGGGCAUACCGGGUCGUGCUAGAGAGCUACGGCAAUAACCCCAAGCUGGUGCAUCUAUAUGGCAGGUUCCUCCAAACCAUCAAGAAUGACCCCUGGCACGCGGCGGAGUAUUUCGCUGAGGCUGAACGGCUCGAGGAGAUGCAGGACGGCAAUGCGGGAGGCCCGCUGAUGCCCGAUGGCACACCUCUCUCCCGCAUGGACGAGAUUGAUACUGCUGUGCUGGUGCUGAAUGCUGCUGGCGAGGUGCAGAUGGCCAAUCGGCACACGCAGUUCUUAUUCGGCUAUAAGCGAGGCAUGCUGGAGGGUAAGCCCCUGGCGACGCUGCUUGCUCCGCAUUACGCCAGACGGCUGGCGGAUCGACUAGCGUCCAUCGCCACAUCGCACGAUCUUCUCGCUGUGGCGGACCCCGAGGAGUGCGCCGAGAUGGCGGACGAGACAGUUGUGGGCCUGCACUCCGAUCGGCUGGCAUUCCCAGCCAAACUCGCCCUCCGCAAGGCCUCAGGCGUCGGUGAGGAUUCCACCAUCAUCGCGCUCAUUGAGCCCGUGCCGACGACACCAGGUGUCUCCAGUCUCUGGGUGACGCACAACGGCAUUAUCACAUCAUGUGACCCAUCCUUCGUCUCCAAUUUCGGGUGGAAGGCCUCCGAGGUCAAUGGGACAAGCAUCAAAGGACUUAUCACUUUCCCGGUGCCACAGCUAGACGACACGAUGGACGCUACCAAGCGCCGUUCUGCCGGGCAGGUGGAGCGGCGCACAUCUGUACUAUCCCAGCGCGUCAGUGAGAGUGCCAGUGAGAUCAUAAAGAAGCUGCUGGGGCAGGCAGAGGUGAAAAAGGAGGAUGACGAGGUGGAGAACGGCCGGGAAGGCUCUGGGAUCCUUGGUCGACAGGAGGCCAAGGGGGUGCCCGUCCUAGUGCCUCACAAAUACCUGCGGAGGCCAGUAGCGUGCUCCAUAACAAUUGUUGCAAGUGCCGCGAGGGACUCGCCUGUCGUCCAUGAGAUUCGGAUUAAGGUCGACACGGAGCCCGUACAGUUGCUUGCGGUCAACCGCAAAGGCGUCAUCUUGCACGCCUCCGCCGAGUUGGCCGCCCGCCUGAAGGACUCUUCCACAGCCCGAAUGGGCGCGCUGGCUGACCAUGGCCCGGGCGGCCAGCAUCACCACCACCACGCACAUGAAAGCGGUGGUCACCUGGCGCAUGGCGAGGGGGUUGCGGGCGAAGAAAUCACUACCGUCAGCCCACUGCCGGUUGCGGAACUAACCUGCCGUAAGGAACCCUUCACUGGCCCCACCCUGGAGCUGCGCACUGCGAGUGGGCGCGAGAUCUACAUGCGCGUGGGUGUGGCUACGACUGAGUUCCAGGGCGAGUUAGUCCACAUUGUGCACAUGGCAAGGUCAUCCCUGGAGUCUGCUCUGGCGGAGAGGAGGCUGCGCCUGAGUAUCAACCCGGACGGUCUCAUCGCGGCGGUGGAAUCAGGCAACUCAUCACAGCUGUUUGGCCUGGAGCCCGGCAAGUUUGUGGGCCGCGGACUGUGGGAGAUACUAGAGGAGCAAUCGGAUAAGCCGCAGGCGCCAGUGGUGACGGCGACGGGACGAGGCUCCAACAGGGGCUCCAACACCACCAUCAACAUUCGGGAUGUUGCAAGCCUGAUGAAAAAAGCCGUCAAGUACCCGGGACACAGCUGGCGAGUCCAAGUAGUGCCGCCGCCGUCCCGUCCGGUUGGCGGGUCUAACCGCCUGAGCUUCACUCAGUCCGCCAAGCCGGCCAUCAUGCAGAUGAAAGUGGUAUUACCUGUGGAUACCAACGAAACCGACACCCCGAGCUUGCAAGUGGACCUGUGGCCUGUCCCCUUCGUCGUGGGCGUGCUGGAGAUGGACCAGUAUGGUCGCGUGCGUGCGGUGCUGGAGGAACGCACGCGACCCGCGGGUCUGCUGUUCGGUGUUCCAACCCAGUCACUGGUGGGCUGCCAACUGAACGAGCUGGUGUCGAUGCCUCCGGGACGCACCAAACCUGGAGAACUGCUGUUCCUGCACGGCCACAAGAAGAGCAGCCUCAAGUCACAAGCCAAGGAGGCCAGUGUGAAGGUCGGCCCGAAUCACGUGCUACGCGGUUCGCACCUGGACGGCCGGCCGCUGAGCCUUAAUUUGCAAGUGAUUGGUAAGCCGGGGUCCAACGAGCCCUGUACCGUCAUCCUGAGAGUGCACCAGGCCCCCAUGGUGCCGGUAGUGCUGGUCGCACCGCCACCGCAGCCGCCGGGGCCGCAGCAGCCAUCCAAGUCCCUUUCGACACAGCCACAGCCGCAGCCGCAGCGGGUGCUUUCUAUACGGGCGGGCACGGGGUUCGCUGGCGUGGCCAUCCGUGAGAACGACAGGGUGCCCACAGUCGCUGCGACAGCUCCAGCUUCGGCGAAGCUGCCAACCAGCAAAGUGGACGAUAGCGUCCUCGCAAUGUUUGAGGAUGGCAACGCUGAUGACACCGCAGACGGUGAAGCUGGAAAAACGGAUGCAGUAAUGGUCGCGGCGGUGGGCCGGCCGACGACGGCAUCACUGGAAGACGAUCCCAAGCCACGCGUCUCCAGCCCUUGGCGGCCCCAGAGGGGCGCCAGCUUGCCAGGACCGCCCCAUUCUCCGCCGGCCAUCCGUGCCUUAUCGACCCCGCCAGCAGCGAAGUUAUCCAGCAGCAUGCCACCGGAGGGGUCCUUCAACGCAAUGGCUGCGUCAACGCCUAGGGAGGCCCAGCAGGACAUGGACCCCGGGGUUGCCGCUGGCGGCCCGCCCGAGACGGAUGCGGCGGGCCGUGCGCGCGGGGCCCGCCACGGGCCGCAGAUGGCCGUGGGGCGCAGCAAACUGGCGGACUUAGUCAAGUCCGUGGAGGGAGACCGCGUGGCGGGUUCGGGCCUGGGCAGUGGCCGACUAAUGCAGGCGACGCGCGGUGCGGGGGCGAAUGCUAAGGCGGAGGGGCCCAUCAAGACAUCCUUCAGCGCCGCGCGGCUGCUAUCACCGGUCUUUGGAAAAGGCCAGGGCGGCUUUAAGGUCCCUGGAUCCUUGCAGCAAGAAGAAGAAGAGGAAGAGGACGAUGCCGAAGGAGGGUCGGCGGAGAACGCCGGCGGUGGUGGUUCGGAGGGUGCAGCUUCGAACAGCGAUGACGGCCAUAAUGGAUCCGUGCAUUCGAAGGCCCGCUCUGAAACGGCGGAACGCGUGAAGGAAUGGGUCGCUAGUAAGGGUGCCUAUUACCAGAACUCGCCUAUCGACGGCUCCAUGCCCAUCUCCAGCCCGAUGAGCGACUCAAGGCCUGCCGCGGAGUUCCGGAUCGGCGGGGGCGCCAGCUUGGACGCGUUGCCCCCUCCCGCCGGCGGGCCGGAGGACGACGAGGCAGGGAGUGAUGGCGGCCAGAGCGCUGUAUCGGGAGCCCAGUCAGCAACGGGCAGCGAGUACACCCGCGGAAAACGAUUCCGCAAGCUGGCCAAGCUGAUGGACUCGAGCCAGACUCAGAUGAUUCAGAAGCGCCUGCGGAUCCACGCGCUGAUCGUCGUGGGGAUGCUGGCGUUACUGCACAUCAUUUGCUUCGUGCUCACAAUUACUGCAAUCAAGACGCAGCAGGCCAGCAUGGCACAGCUUGGUCGCAGUGGCCAGGCGCAGCUGUUCCUGCACCGGGUCCUAAUAGAUGUGCGCUCCCUGGACAUCAUUUCCCACAAUAAAGCGCUCGACAACCUCUUCACCGUCAAUGACACACAUCACUUCAUCGCGCGCAUUUCAAGCGACGCAGAGGAACUCAAGGUCCGGUUCAACGAGAUCCUGAGUGCGUAUUCCAACUCCCAGGAGCUUAUGAAUCUGCUCUACAAAACGAAGCGUAGGGUUUGGGACACAAACGAUGCGGACGGCUCGGACCUGUACACCAACCUAACCAUUUGGGAUUUCGCCACUCGCUUCUAUAGCAUGGCAAAACAAGUCGAGCAGCUGCACAGCACCUGGGUGGCAGAAAAGGCCUUCAUUGCGGACACGUACCCUGGGCAGUUCCUGCUCAAGAGUGGGCCCGACCUCUUCAGCGAUUCCCGCAGGAUUCUGGACGCCCUGCUGUACAACGCCGUCAACAACGCCCGACAUGUCGACGUCCUCCAGAUUGUGUUUUUGCUCGUCGAGGGGGCUGGAGUCAGCUUUGUUGCAGCUUGCUACAUCAUGUACCUCCUCCGGGCCGUCGCAGCCCAACGGUUCAAACUAUACGGCACGUUCCUGGUCAUCCCUGUGGGUUUGACCCGGGCUCUGGCGUCUCAAAACACGAACCUCCUGGUCGACGAGGACGAAGAUGAAGAUGGAGAUGAGGAGGAGGAGCGGGCUCAAGCUGCUGUCAUACAGGAGGCUGAGAACGCGGCACCGAAGCUGAGGCGACGCGCCACGUUGAAGGUGGAGGAGUCAGCGGACCCCGGGGAUUCCUCCGGGGUGUCACCAGGCGGCCGCUCCGGGGGCCAUGCUGGCGGCAAGGCACGGCGGGGCUCUGAUAAUGAUGAUCCCUCGGGUCGUAAGCCACCGUACUCGGACCGGUACGACAAGUACGACAAGAUACGGACCCUGACCACUGAGUCGGGCUUGUCAGUGGACGCAAGCAUGGGUUGCUGUGGCUGGAUGAAUUGGAGAUCGCGGCUCCGAAACCUGCUUGUGAGGAGGAGCUCGAUCUUGCCACUACAAAUGUCCAGCUCCAUCAGGAAUGGCAACAAUGGGCAACACGGAAGCGGCGCAAAGCGCAGCCUCAGGAUGGACUCGCACGAAACUGUCAGCAUGUUGCUGCCUUUUGUAGUGUGGUCGAUCAUGGUCAUCACCAUCUAUGCAGUGGCCGUCAUCCGGAUGCAGGGAGUGGACGACGUUGUUGCAGUGCACUCUGUUGUCAACUUCAUGGCUGCUAGGACGUCCCGCACGGUCUUCUUCUGUCAGGAGCUUGCUAACACGGACGACCCGAAUCAGCUGAUGUCCAAGCGGGCGGCGCUGCUGAAGGUCGUCAAGUUGGUGAAGGACGCCUGGUAUACGUUACAGCUCGGAGACCAAGCUUACACCGCCUUGGAGCACUUCGACUAUGUGUACAAUGUUGGUUUCAAGGAUCUCCUGGAUGGCACGACAGGAAUCGCAGAUGCCCAUUACGCUACAAUCCUGCAGCUGUUUAGCCAUAUCUUGCUGCUGCAUAUCAUCCUCUUCUUGCUUUUCUGGGUCAUCUUUGGCGGCUUCCUGAUGUUCAUGCUCAACCCAUUGCUUACACGCAUCGCUCACGAGCGUCGCCGCAUCGCGGAGUUGAUGAGUCAGCUGCCCCUGGAGCUUGAUGUGGAGAGGCUGGUGGCUAGGGCGCUGGGCACUCAGACCUCUGGUCAACAACACGGUGCUGGUGGUGGCGGCGGCGAAGGUGAUCGUACGACAAACAGCAUUGCUGGCCGAAUGGGAGCGAGAGGCCUUUGUCAGUUCUCCGCUGAGAGCCAGAAGCUUCGGGGUGAUAUGAUUGAAGCUGCUAAUGUCGAUAGCGCAAAGGUAUCGGUUGGAAAGGCGUAUCCUGCCAUGGUGGAGCUACGGAAGGAGAUCCUCCAGGACACCGCCAAUAGGGGGUCAAUCUGAAGAUGCCGAAGACUGCAUACUUGCAUCCAUCUCCAUCGCAUCAUGGUUAAUAUAGUGUUGUUUUUGUUGGCACAUUAUCUGUUGUGCAAUGACGGCCUGUGAGGGAAGGAGUGUAUCUAAGCGCGGCUGUUGCGCGUUUUGUUGCUGUAGCCUCCUCAGCCUGACGCAGGAGCGACGAUGAAGGCAGCAGCAGGCUACAUGGGAAGUAAUUUGUAACAUGGGUUUUGAUCUUCAAAACAGGGAAUGUCAUAGUGAUUCCCUCC
Molecule: messenger RNA, 6800 nt
Organism: Volvox carteri f. nagariensis
Lineage: Eukaryota; Viridiplantae; Chlorophyta; Chlorophyceae; Chlamydomonadales; Volvocaceae
Exons: 52
Coding region: 1-6537 (2178 amino acids)
Source: RefSeq, a predicted model, not a curated record